GAUCACCCCCGGAUUUUGGGAUCCCCCCCCGAUUUGGGGUCCGGCCAUGGGGCUGUGGCUGCUGUGGCUCUGGGUCCCCCUGGGGCUGGCGGAGGAGGAGACGCUGCUGGACACGCGGCUGGAGACGAGUGACCUUCAGUGGACUGUCCACCCGCAGGGGGAGGGGCAGUGGGAGGAGCUGAGCGCGCUGGACGCGGAGCUGGGCGGGGCCGUUCGCACCUUCGAGGUGUGCUCGGGGCGGGGGCGGGGCGGGGCCGGCCGGGACCCCGCCCACAACAGCUGGAGCCCCGCCCACAACAGCUGGAGCCCCGCCCAGAACAGCUGGCUCCGGUCCCGCUGGGUGCCCCGCGGCGCCGCCACCACCGUGCUGGCCGAGAUCCGCUUCACCGUGAUGGCGUGCGACAGCCUCAGCCCCGCCGGGCCCCCGCGGCCCUGCAAGGAAACCUUCUCGGUCUUCUACCACGAGUCGGACGCGGACACGGCCACGGCCACCUCGCCGCCCUGGAUGGAGAACCCCUACGUGAAGGUGGACACGGUGGCCGCCGAGCACCUGUCGCGGCCCGGGGGCGGCCCGGGGGCCCGCGUCAACCGCAAGGUGCUGCGGCUGGGCCCGCUGAGCCGCGCCGGCUUCUACCUGGCCUUCCAGGACCUGGGAGCCUGCAUGGCGCUGCUCUCCGUGCGCCUCUUCUUCCGCCGCUGCCCCGCCGCCACCGCGCGCCUCGCCCGCUUCCCGGCCACCGUGCCCGCCGAGCUGGUGGCCCCGGUGGCCGGGGCGUGCGUGGCCGGGGCGGUGCCGGCGGCGCAGGGGGUGCCGCUGAUGUACUGCCGGGAGGACGGGCGCUGGGCCGAACCGCCCGCGCUGGGCUGCGUGUGCGGGGCCGGGAUGGAGCCCAGCGAGGGCACGGGCUGCCGGCCCCCUCCCUCAGCCCCCCGUGCCCUGGUGGCCCAGGUGAACGGCUCGGGGGUCCGGCUGUCCUGGAGCCCCCCCCGGGCCGGGGGGGACCGGCCGGACCUGCGCUACCACGGGCUGCGGACCCCCGCGGUCAGCGUGGCCGGGCUCCGGCCGCGGGUCACCUACAGCUUCAGGGUCAGCGCCCGCAGCGGGGUCACCCCCCCGGGCCCCCCCGAGCCCCCCGCGGCCGAGAUCAACGUCACCGCCGGCGCCGACGCCCCCGGGCCCCCCGUGCUGGACUACGAGGUCAAAUACUAUGAGAAGUUGGGGGGCGGGGAGGGGCCCCCCCAGUUCCUGAAGGUUCCGCGGCCGCGGGCGGAGCUGGGGGGGCUGCGCCGGGGGGGUCUCUACGGGGUGAGGGUCCGCGCCCGCUCCGAGGGCGGCUACGGCGACUUCGGGCCCGAGACCACCGUCAGCGCCCCGGGCAGCGAGGGGUCCCGGGGCGGUCCCGGGGGGGUCGUGGCCGGAGCCGCUGCCCUGGGGGGGCUCCUGGUGCUGGCGCUGCUGGGGGGGACCCUGGUGUGCCUCAGGCGAUGGCGGCUCCGGGCAGAGAAGCAGCGGCGCGGCCCCGUCCCCGGGGGGCUCGGUGGGAAGCUCUACAUUGACCCCCUGACCUACGAGGACCCCGAGGUGGCCCUGAGGGACUUUGCGCAGGAGAUCGACGUCACCUGCGUCACCAUCGAGGAGGUCAUCGGCGCAGGUGAAUUUGGGGAGGUGUGGCGCGGGCGCCUGUCCCUGCCGGGCCAGCCCGAGGCCGAGGUGGCCGUGAAGACGCUCAAGGGCGGCGCGGGCGAGCGGCAGCGCCGGGAGUUCCUGCGCGAGGCCGCGCGCAUGGGGCAGUUCCGGCACCCCAACGUGGUGCGGCUGCGCGGCGUGGUCAGCGCCGGGCCCCCCGCCAUGAUCGUCACCGAGUUCCUGCUGCACGGAGCGCUGGACGCCUUCCUCAGGGGCCGGGAGGGGACGCUGUCCCCGCUGCAGCUGGUGGCCAUGCUGCGCGGCAUCGCGGCCGGGAUGCGCUACCUGGCCGAGGCCGGCUUCGUGCACCGGGACCUGGCGGCGCGGAACAUCCUGGUGGACGCUCACCUGGUCUGCAAAGUGUCCGACUUCGGGCUGUCCCGGGCGCUGGACGGGGACAGGGACAGCGACCCCACCUACACCAGCUCGCUGGGCGGGAAGAUCCCGAUCCGCUGGACGGCCCCCGAGGCCAUCGCGUUCCGCACCUUCACCUCGGCCAGCGACGCCUGGAGCUACGGGAUCGUCAUGUGGGAGGUGCUGAGCUUCGGGGAGCGGCCCUACUGGGACAUGUCCAACCAGGACGUGAUCAACGCCAUCGAGCAGGAUUACCGGCUGCCGCCGCCGCCGCGCUGCCCGCCGGCGCUGCACCGGCUGAUGCUGGACUGCUGGCAGCGCGAGCGCGGCGCCCGCCCCACCUUCCCCCACAUCGUGCGCGCCCUCGACCGCCUGAUCCGGCGCCCCGAGAGCCUCCGCGCGCCCCCCGCGGACCCCCACAGCUCCUCCCCGGCCUGCCUGGAGCAGCGCGGCCCCCCCGGCCCCACGGCCGCCCCCGGCCCCACGGCCGCCCCCGGCCCCUCGGUGGGGGAGUGGCUGCGGGGGCUGGGUCUGGGCGGGUACGAGGAGCCGUUCCGCAGCGCCGGCGUCACCGCGCUGGAGCUGCUGCCGCGCCUGCGCAGCGAGGACCUGCUGCGCAUGGGGGUGACGCUGGCCGGGCACCAGCAGCGGAUCCUGGAGGGCGCCCAGAGCCUCCGGAGCCCCCCCAAAGGGGACCCCCAGUGCUGACCCCGCCCCCAGCCCUGCCCACAGCAAGAUGGCCGCCGGGGACCGGCGGUAAGGGACGCAGCUGGUGGGGGAGAAAGAUGGCUGCCACGACAAUAUGGCCGCCAGGAGGAUGUGGCUGCUGUCGCAAUAUGGCCACCAAUUCAAUAUGGCCGCCAAUUCAAUAUGGCUGCCAAUUCAAUAUGGCUGCCAAUUCAAUAUGGCUGCCAUCACAGUACAGCCGCCAUUGCAAUAUGGCCACCAUCGCAAUAUGGCCGCCAAUUCAAUAUGGCUGCCAUUGCAAUAUGGCUGCCAGGACAAUGUGGCUCCACCCACCCAAUGGGCGGGGCCUGGCUGGGGCAAUCUCAG
Pseudopodoces humilis (Tibetan ground-tit) is the source of this 3094-nucleotide messenger RNA. The record is from RefSeq and is a predicted model, not a curated record. NCBI's taxonomy places the organism in Eukaryota, Metazoa, Chordata, Aves, Passeriformes, Paridae.